Messenger RNA from Triplophysa dalaica, 875 nucleotides. RefSeq lists its product as uncharacterized. The transcript has 5 exons. The coding region runs from base 267 to 875 and encodes 202 amino acids. The record is from RefSeq and is a predicted model, not a curated record. NCBI's taxonomy places the organism in Eukaryota, Metazoa, Chordata, Actinopteri, Cypriniformes, Nemacheilidae.
UGAGAGAGCGUGGUUUGAGACAGAGCUCCGUCAAACUUUUUCUAAAUAUAUCGUUUAUUCCUGUUAUUUCUUAAUAUUUAUAUUGUAAAUUGAUAACUCACAGAGGGUUAAACCUAUCCUUAAGUGUAUCCCAUACCAAAUAUCGUCAUAUAACGCACAGAUAGAUUUGUUUUAUACGAUCAUUCGCUAUUAGCACUCAGGCUGUUAGCAUUCCCAGCCUUUAGUUUCUGAAUAUUGCCUUUACUGCUUAACUCACUGUUCUCAUUAUGACACCACUAAUGGCUAAUGAUUCAGAUAUGUGUUUAACGUUACCUUUGAGUGCAGAUGAUGAAUCUUUCUUCGCACUUCAGUCAGAACUGGAAGUAUUGGAGAAGCAGAUCCACGAUCUACUCGAGAGGCAAACACGUCUGCGAGAACGUAAAACGGCGAUGGAAACAUCCCGGGCUGACGCUCGCAAAGCUGCGAGCCCAGGCUUCAAGAUCACGACGAGCCGAAAUGAACUUCACUCCUGCACCUGCACACACACGGCGGAAGGCGAAAUCCAGGACCGGAGCGAUGACCUCUCCCCCACCGCCACGACCGCCACCAAGAAAAAGUCUGAAAGAAAAAAAACAGGUGGUGAUCCUGUACCCCCACCAUAUACCCCAGCAGAAGAGCUGGCCCUUGGGUUGAAUUCAAACCGACCCAUUGUGGAGGGCAUCCCUGGGGGCAGCUCUUCCUUAGACCCAAAGCCAGGGACCAGUAGCAGCCACACCUUCAUUACUGUUUUAGAUAAUACACCAACACUUUUACCUGUUCCCAAGCAAGUGGUGGCUCAAGCAUAUGCAGACAGUGAAGAAACCAUCUCAGAUUGUCUUUGGAGGAAGAACCUGUAA